AUGCAAUCUCAUUCAAAGAAACGCGUGUCCUACUACUAUGACGGUAAGCUUUACUAGGAGCUUCUCUUUCAAAGGUUUUCUCCUGUUUCAGGGGAUGUCGGAAAUUACUACUAUGGUCAAGGGCACCCGAUGAAGCCGCAAAGAAUUCGAAUGGCUCAUAACCUCCUUCUGAACUAUGGUCUGUACCGAAAGAUGGAAGUUUUUGUGAGUAGUUUGCACUGAAGUCAAAAAACCCUAACGAUUGUUUUAGAGGCCGCGGCCAGCGACAUUCGAGGAAAUGACUCGGUAUCAUUCUGACGAGUACAUCAACUUUUUGAAAAAUGUUUGUCCCGAGAAAAUGCACGAGCAGAAGGUUCCGCUGAACAAGUUCAACCUUGGCGAGGUGCGGAGUUCGUUUCAGUACUGAAUUUCCCAUUAUUGGUUUUUUUUAGGAUUGUCCAGUCUUUGACGGAGUUUAUGAGUUUUGCCAAUUAUCUUGUGGUGGCUCUCUGGGUAAGUUCUCCAAACUCAAUAUAGAAAAUAGCCAGAUUUUCAGCGGCUGCCUCUCGUUUGAAUCGCAACGAUUCGGACAUUUGUAUAAACUGGAUGGGGGGCUUGCAUCACGCCAAAAAAGCCGAAGCCAGCGGUUUUUGUUAUAGCAAUGAUAUUGUGCUAGCUAUUCUGGAGCUUCUGAAAAUUCACCCGGUAUAUUCAUUUUGAACUGAAGCAACAUUAGGUGCUCUAAAAGAUUACACUUUUGAUUUUUGCUGUGUUCUUUGGAAAGUAUGUUCUCACGGACCCAGAUUUAGCUUGUCGCCUAUAGCUGAUUCACGGAUACCUUGAGCCAUCGAAAAAUGAGUCCUGACACGAUAAAAGAAGAGACAGUGUCUGGUUGGUGGAGAGUGCAGACAAGCCACGCCUCCUAGCGCCCCAAGUUAGCCGUGAAUCGGUUAUAUAACUUUUUACUGAACCGUUUAGUUCGAAUUAAAAUAAUUUUUUGGGAACUUAAAAGAAUUUAUUGCAAUAUUAUUUUUUAAAAAAACGUUUUUUUUUCUCCUGGAAAACCUCCCAGACUUUUUUAGAGAUACGUGGAACUUUUUUUGCUCUUUGAAUUACAUAAACUUAUUUUUCAGCGAGUUUUAUACAUCGACAUUGAUAUCCAUCACGGCGACGGCGUAGAAGAAGCUUUCUACACGACGGAUCGUGUAAUGACUGUUUCUUUCCACAAAUAUGGAGAAUAUUUCCCCGGAACUGGCGAUUCCAAGGUUAGCUUUAUUUUGUGUGGAAUAAUCAUAUCUCCAGUUCUUUUUCCAGGAUAUUGGCGCUGAUAAGGGGAUGUAUUACGCCCUGAACUUUCCUUUGAGAGAUGGGAUCGAUGAUGAUGCCUAUGAGGUUUCCAAAGGCUUUGUACUGGUAGAAUAAGAUUAAUUUUCCAGAAAAUUUUCAAGCCGGUCAUUUCGAGGGUGAUGGAACAUUUCCGGCCCUCGGCUGUCGUUUUACAAUGCGGCGCUGAUUCCUUGACGGGAGACCGAUUAGGAUGUUUCAAUUUAACACUGAAAGGUAAUAACUGCAAAUUGUAAGCCAUCACAGUGACAUCGUGAAAAAAAAAAGAAAGAUCGGUUCGAAAUAGAGAAAAAGCAAUCACCCUGCAAAAAGAAGGUAAUGCUAACUACGAAUAAUCGCGAUUAUUUUUUGGAUAGUUCCAUUUCUGUUAUCGGUUUGCAGGCCACGGACAGUGCGUCGAGUUCCUCAAGUCGUUCAACGUGCCUCUGAUGUUGGUCGGCGGCGGCGGAUACACGAUCCGCAAUGUUUCCCGUUGUUGGUGUUACGAGACCGCCGUGGCGGUCGACGAAGAAAUUCCCAACGGUACUCCUUUCCCUCCUCCUCGACUCCACUACUCAUUGCUCAGACCUUCCCUUCAACGACUACUUCGAGUACUUCGGUCCCGACUACAAGCUGCACAUUAUGCCGUCCAACAUGCCCAAUAUGAACACUCGAGAGUACUUGGAGUCGACGAUGUCGUCUCUUUUCGAGUACAUGCGAAAUCUGCCGUUCGCGCCGUCCGUUCAGAUGCAGCCUCUGCAGAAGGAGCACGACGUCGUCAGGUUUUACGACAAGAGUCUCGUCGAGGAUCACAUCGAUCCUGAUGUAGGUUUUCGGAGUAAUCACGUCUAGGUUUGUAUUGGAAACGUUAUUAGAAACUGCGAAUUUCAUCUUGUGACAUUGUUUUAAAAAACAAUCAUAAUUUCUGAAAAUUAGCCAAUAUUAAUGAAUAUAAGAAUGUUAUUUUUUCGUAUGAUUUUCAAUAAAGGAGCAAAUUGAAUUUUUGAAAAUGAAGAAAAAAAUUUCAGAGUUUUUGAACUUUCUUUGAUGAACGGUGAAAACAUGAAAUUCCACCAGUUUUGACAUCGAAAUCUUCUCCCUUACUCAUAGAUUAUCUGUGUUUGUUUUCUUUUUCUUAUCUUCAAAAUGAUAGCUCUUUCAGUUUUCCACAGCUUUUCUUUUUUCAAGGUACGGGAGUCGACCUCGCAAAUCGACCAGGCCGUGGAACAUGUCGCCGAGUUCUACGACGAAAAAGAGCCGACGAAGCGGCUCGACGAGGUAAUGAUCCCGCGCGAUUUAUCCUUCAGUGAGACUUUUCAGGCACCUGUGAAAAGGACAGCGUCCAGUCCACCUCUUGAAAUGGAAAGCGCGAAAAAGACGAAAGUUUUGUCCACUGAGGAGCCGAAUGGCGACCAAGUCGUGCUAAUGGAAACUGAAACGGUGAGUUGCAGGAAAGUGCAGGAAAGGUUCCGCGCGGAAAGAAAAAUGUUAUGUUUAUGAAAUUUCACGAAAAAAAGAUUUAAGAUAAUUCAUGUGCGAAAAACCGUAUUUUACAAAGGUAUUCCAGUCAAGAGAACUACAGAAUUAUUUCGUUUAAUACUCGCUUUUUUCAGGUCACUCGAACACUUAUCGUCAGUGAACCAAACAACGAAGACUUGGGCGGAGACGAAUCCAGCGACAAAUCUUGA
Messenger RNA from Caenorhabditis auriculariae, 2990 nucleotides. NCBI's taxonomy places the organism in Eukaryota, Metazoa, Nematoda, Chromadorea, Rhabditida, Rhabditidae. The record is from the annotation of a GenBank genome assembly.